AUGAACCGAACAUCGAGUACAACGAACACGCAAAAGAUUAAUUAUGCACAAGCUGCUGCGCAGCCAAAAUCGAAACAACCACAGCCACAACACAAUUCGGUAAUUGGCAACGGUAACGCUAACACUAACGUUGGGCGAUCUACGCCUACGAUCAAAGCUACCCAACAAAAAAAUCCAGUACAAUUACCAACGAAGGGGCAACCUCGAGAAAAUAAUGCUAUUACAAUUCAAUUUGGAUCAUUAAAUCAGCCCUCUGCUUCUUCUUUGUCUACCUCUCCGGUGAAUAAUUCUAUCGCUGUAAGUAGUGGUGGUGCUCUUCCUACGAUAGUACCGAAAAUCAACACGAUGUUUGGAUCAGUAUCUGUGCGAGGUGCUUCCGAAGAAUUGGUGCAACCAACGCCGACACCACCAGCUGUUGUUCCUAGCGGCCCUGCUGCACGUAUAAAUGAAAUACCUAGAACACAAUCAGCUCCACCACAGCUUAAUCUCCAAGAUUCAAAUAACGUAAAAAACGUAGGCCAACCAUCAGGUCAUCAAUCAUCUAAUAUAACGUCUCGUACUCAACCAGUACAAGCGGCGCAACAGUUGCCCACGGCUACACCACAUCAACAACCUACCUCAACAUCAAACACUCCGCAUAACCGUAAGGAUUCUGUGUCUUCAACAGUAUCAUCCAACGACGGUCAACAGAACCAAUAUUUUCACCCACACCAACCGCAAUCACAUCAUACUAAUCAUAAUCAUACAAAUCAGCACGCUCAUUCGAGUUAUGGGUCUCAUCAUCCUCAUGGUCCUCGGCCACACCCACAUCAUAAACCUGGUGGGAUGCCCGGAUCCGGACAAGGUGUACCUAAUCAAUAUCCAAGGCCAAGAGAUAAUAAAACUCUAACUGGGUCUGUUCAGCCUCCUCCUACAAUAAAUCCUGCACAAUCUGCAGUUCCGCCGCAAGGUACGAUUCCACAACCUACAAUGCCGAUUGGCGUGCAACAACAAAUGUGGACCUAUCGUGGUGUAGGUCUGCAACCACCAUUCUAUCCUCCGUAUGGAUAUAUACAUCCAAUGCCUCAAACUUAUGUACCUCCUGUUCAACGACCUCCUAUGCCACAACAUCACAUUUCGCAACAGACACCUGUUUCUCAGUUUACAGCUCCAUCUGGUGGUUCAAAAAGUCGUGCUAUUCCAAUAAUUAAUCCAGCUGAUAAGUCUACAGUAGUUGUACCAGCACAAACUUCGGUUACAGCCCCAAGCGGAAAAAAAGAGGAGACACCUACUGCCACUGUUAAUGACGUUAAAAAAAUCGACGAUGUGGAUAAAGAAAAGGAAAAACAAUUAUCUGAUGAUAAAAAGGAUUCUAAAGCGAUUAAGAUCGUUAACCCGGUUGAAAAAAAGGAAAAAGAAGAGAGAGAACAGCGUGAGCGCGAGGAAAAAGAACGCAUAGAGCGAGAAGAAAAAGAGCGGAAAGAAAAAGAAGAAAUAGAACAACGUGAGCAAGAGGAAAGAGAAGAAAAGAAGCGAAUACGUAAAGAGCAGGAAGAAAAGGAACGUCUGGAACUAGAAGAAAAAGAACGUAGAGAGCGAGAAGAAAAAGAACGUGAGGAGAAAGAACGUAAAGAACGUGAAGAGAAAGAACGCAAAGAACGUGAAGAGAAAGAACGCAAAGAACGUGAAGAAAAAGAACGUAAAGAACGUGAAGAAAAAGAACGUAAAGAACGUGAAGAAAAAGAACGUAAAGAACUUGAGGAAAAAGAACGUAAAGAGCGUGAGGAAAUAGAGCGUAAAGAACGUGAAGAGAAAGAACGUAAAGAGCAAGAAGAACGAGAAAGAAAAGAACGUGAGGAAAAAGAACGUAGAGAACAAGAACGUAGAGAACAAGAAGAAAUAGAAAAGAAAAAGAAAGAGGAAAAGGAGCGAGAAGAAAAAGAACGAAAGGAAAAGGAACGAGAGGAAAGGGAACGAGAGGAAAAAGAACGAGAGGAGCAAGAACGUAUAAGACGGGAAAAAGAGGAGCGUGAAAAGAGAGAAGAACAAGAACGUAUCGAAAAAGAACGAAAAGAGCAAGAAGAAGCUGAAAAGAAAAAAGAGGAAGCUAAAGCCAAGGCAGAAUCUGAAGAAGCUGAAAGAAAUCGGCCUGGACCAUUGGAUUUAUCUCGUACGACUUCUGCACCUGCUGGUCCACUUAGUAGCGCUCGUCUAAUUGACGAUUUAAAUUCUGUGCCAUAUCCACCACACAUAAAAUCACCUAAUCCUAGUGCUCCUGGAAAAUAUAAAUAUGAUCGUAGCUUCUUAAUGCAAUUCAUGAAUGUUUGUAAAGAAAAGCCAGAAAACUUACCCGCGCUCGAUGCUAUUGGUAUGGAUGAGGCUAAAGAUGACAAAAAAAAUGCACGAAAUCCUCCACGUUUAACCUCGCGUUCAUCUUCACAACACGCUAAAAGCAGCCCCAGUCAGGCAACGCAAUAUCAGCCAAUGGGAGACUUUAAAUCUCUUCCAAAGUCAACCGGUGAUGACCGAUUUAUGAUGCAAACUACCACAAUUUCUGGUAGAACAAGCUCAGGUUCAAGUAGCUUUGGAAGGUCAACGCUUGGUUCUCGUACUGGAAGCGGAAGUACGUUAUUACCCGCGCCGAUGGGAGUAGGUCCUAGUCCUCCAAGUCCAGGACGAGGAGCCGGUCGUCGUGAUAGUAAGCGUAUUAGUAGACACCAAAUAUCUCAAGCAGGGCAAGACCAAGUAACACCUCUUGAGCCUACAGAGGGCCGAUGGGUUCCUGGUAUGGUAAAUCCUAUUCCUAGAGGAUCAGAUGAGAAUUUGCAAAUUGAUGUUAUUCAACGUAAAGUGAAAGCCCUUUUGAACAAAUUAACAUUGGAAAAAUUCGAUAGCAUAUCGGAUCAAAUUAUUGAAUAUGCAAAUAAAUCUAGAUACGAAAGAGAUGGCCGCAUGCUUAAAGAGGUUAUUCGACUUACCUUUGAAAAGUCUUGUGAUGAGCCGAACUUUAGUCAAAUGUAUGCACAGCUUUGUCGUAAGAUGAUGGAAAGAAUUGAUACUGAUAUAGUGGAUGAGAAUGUUACAAACGCCGAGGGCAAAUUUGUUCAAGGUGGAACAUUAUUCAGGAAGUAUUUAUUAAAUAGAUGCCAGGAAGAUUUCGAAAAAGGUUGGAAGGUGAAUGUUCCAGUUCCUUCCAAUGAAAAAGGUGAGCCUGACCUUAUGUCAGAUGAAUAUUAUACUGCGGCCAGAGCAAAACGACACGGUCUUGGUUUAAUACGCUUUAUUGGUGAACUAUUUAAGCUGAAUAUGCUUACUGAACGUAUAAUGCACGAGUGUGUUAAAAAACUGUUAACAGUUCAACAUGGAAUUCCUGAGGAGGAGGAAAUGGAAAGUUUGUGUAAACUCAUGACGACUGUAGGACAACAACUUGAUCAUGCUAAGGCAAAAUCCCAUAUGGACGCUUAUUUCCUUCGUAUGGAAGAUAUUUCCAAAAAUUCGAAAUUGUCUAGUCGUAUAAAAUUUAUGCUUAUGGAUGUUAUUGAUCUUCGGAAUAAUAUCUGGGUACCACGACGCGAUAACAAUGCACCUAAGACUAUAGCUGAAAUUCAUGAGGAUGCUGCAAAAGCAAAAGAAGAAGCAGAAAUGUUAAGACGAGCUACAAGUUCAGGUGGACGAGGCCUGCCUAAAAUGGCAGAUCAAAUAUCACGUGGUGGCUCAGGUCGCCGCGACAAAAAUAUGUCUCAUGGCUCAAGUGGACAGUCGGUAAGCUCUGAUGGCUGGAAUACGGUUGGAGGCACAUCAUCAGCUUCACGACAAGCCGGAGAUCUAUCUAAAUUUGGUUCAGUAUCACGUAGUAAGGUACCUUCUAGUCAAUUCAGUUUAGCGCCGGGUGGCUCUUCUACUUUCGCUAGUUUAGCCGGUGGUUCAAAGGGUUGGAAGACGACUGAAAGCAAGGAUCGUAAAGAUAAAACUGAAAGCAUGAGCCGUACAAAUUCAACGUCUAAUACAUAUGGCAUCUUGGCUCAUUCUGAAAGUACAGAGACACGCAAAUUUGAUAGUUCAUCAGUUAGCGAACCGACGAAAUCUUUCCCAGCGUCUUCUGAACGGAAAAAAAUUAUUCUAGCGCCAAGAUCUACACCAUUAACAGAAAAUAAUCCUGCACCCAAAUCAAUUAUGACUAAAUCUUCCGCAAAUUCAAUACCGGCAAUAUCCGAAGAAGUUGCUGAGAGAAAGAUUAAUAAUAUGGCUGAAGAAUACUUUAAUAUAGUAGAUAUAAGCGAGGUAAUACUAUGUAUUAAGGAACUGCCCAAAGAAUUUUACUCUAAAGCGAUUGAGAUAUUCGCAAAUAAAGCACUUGAGAAGAAGCAGUAUGAAGUUGACAAGGUCAUAAAAUUAUUUGACAAAUUUAUAGUCGAAAAUGUUGUGGAUAAAUUAGUCUUUAUAGGAGGGUUUACUGCUACUGUAGAUUUUUUGAUAGAUAUUGGUGCUGAUGCGCCUAAAUCUUACACAUUCACAGGACAAUUGUUUCGUGCUGCACGACUUGAUUCUAAAGAUGUCUAG
Dentiscutata erythropus is the source of this 4539-nucleotide messenger RNA. The record is from the annotation of a GenBank genome assembly. Lineage: Eukaryota; Fungi; Glomeromycota; Glomeromycetes; Diversisporales; Gigasporaceae.